CAACUGUUCAGGCAUCUAUAAAAUAUGAAGAAGCUUAUGUAACUGUAUCAUCGCUUUUUAUCUUUUAUGUAAUCUUGAAACCGGUUCGGGCUAGGUACGUGUAAUCUCGUCACUAUUACUCGCGCAACAUAUUCUACGGACACAGUGAUCACACCGGAAAAUAAUACACGAUAAAUGUGCAGAGAUUUUACUGUAAUUGUCUGUUGAAUUUAACCACUCCAUCGUGUGACAUAAUUUGAACGUAAGAUCUGUUCCAGCACGAUGAAUCUAUCGGUGAGCCUACCGCGAGUAUUGGUAACUAGCAACGAAGCGCCGGCUCCCGGCAUCGAUUUGCUUCGAAACAAAUGCGACAUUACAAUUUUGCCAAAUGCCAUAAGCACUCGGGAACAAGUGCUGCAAGCUCUACCAGGACACGACGCUGUGUUCCUCGCCAACCAUCAAAAUGUGAACAGCGAGUUUCUCGAUAUCGCCGGCCCAAAUUUGAAAGUUGUAUCGACAAUGUCGGCCGGAUACGAUCAUUUGGAUAUACCAGAAAUUAAGAGGAGGGGAAUCAAAGUGGGACACACGCCUCAAGUUUUAUCUGCUGCAGUCGCAGAAGUGGCUGUGCUCUUAAUGUUAUCUGCGGCGAGACGCGCUCACGAAGGUCGCUUGAAAUUAGAACAAGGUCAGGUGGAAUACAGACCACAGUGGUUGCUGGGGCAAGAUCUGCAAGGAUCCACAGUCGGUAUCUUCGGUCUAGGAAAUAUCGGUCAAGCGAUCGUUAAGCGAUUGAUGGGAUUCGAGGUGGGACGUUUCAUCUAUACUGGACAUUCGCGCAAAAAAGCAGGUGAUGAGCUUGGAGCAACAUUCGUAUCUUUAGACGAGCUUCUAGAGCAGAGUGACUUCCUCGUCGUCGCGGCCCCAUUGAAUAACGAAACCAGAGGGCUCUUCAAUGACAAUGCUUUCAAUAAGAUGAAAAGUACAGCCGUCUUUGUGAACAUAGCUCGCGGCCAGAUCGUAAAGACAGAUUCGCUUGUGAGAGCUCUUCGUAAUAAGAAAAUAUUCGCUGCUGGAUUAGACGUUACCGAUCCAGAACCGUUGCCAUUGGAUCACGAACUUCUAAAACUACCUAAUGUCGAAAUUUUGCCACAUUUGGGCAGCUCAACGCUCAAGACUCGCAAUAACAUGUCGAUAAUUGCAGCACAGAACAUUUUAAAUGGUCUCGAGGACAAACCCUUGGUCUAUCCUUUAUAGUUUUUUCCUGCAUUUAGUCUUGUGUGACUUAUAUAUUAUAUAUUAUUUUUACACACACAUAUCGUAAUAAUGCACAAUAAAUAUCACUAGAAAAACGA
This is a messenger RNA of Dinoponera quadriceps, 1331 nucleotides long. RefSeq names its product glyoxylate reductase/hydroxypyruvate reductase-like. Lineage: Eukaryota; Metazoa; Arthropoda; Insecta; Hymenoptera; Formicidae. Bases 262 to 1233 code for a protein of 323 amino acids. The record is from RefSeq and is a predicted model, not a curated record. Gene Ontology annotation, cellular component: cytosol. Gene Ontology annotation, molecular function: glyoxylate reductase (NADPH) activity; hydroxypyruvate reductase (NADH) activity; hydroxypyruvate reductase [NAD(P)H] activity. The transcript is spliced from 7 exons.